UGAGCUUCCCGUCCCCAGAGAGUCUGUGCGUCGGCCAGGAAGUUGGAUCGAACCUCGGUCACUCCACCAUUCAGUAAACAGAUCAAACUUUACUCUCCCUAGUACUCAGUAGUUUCUUUCUCUUUAUCCCCUUCCACACUAUAAUGGAAUCCCCUCGCGCCUCGUCGCGUUCCCGGCGUUCCUACCCCAAUCUCCACAAUCUUUCCCUGGCCCCGCUCAGCGCCAAAUAUCCCAUUGAUGCUGGCACACCGCCCUCACCAGACGAACACGUCCGUACCCCGCGGACCUCGUACAUAGCACAGAAGUCCGCGCCAACAACGCCAGGGAUCCUGAGCCUAAGCCAAAGCCGCAGCAACUCGCGCCAUCGCUUGAAGAAGGCGUUGGCCUAUGAUAGCUUCUUCGCGGAUCCCGAGCAUAUGCGUAGUGGGGAAGUCAGAGAUGCAGGCGAUAUACCCAAAGCGAAGAGCACAAGCACUCUACAUCGGGAUGUGCAUGUGGGGUUUGCGGAUGAGCUGGCGGGGAGCGAGAAGAGACAUCACAUAAGGAAGGGCACGGCGCCGUUACCACUACGCAUGCCGCUCGUCAGACACCACACCAGUGAAGCGAGUGAUGAGUGGUUUCACCGUGCUGGGCUCGCCAUCGCAGGAGAGACGCGAGAUAGUAAAGGGCAAGGGUGGCUUGUUAGGCGGGAGAGCUCGACCAGCCUUGUCCAAGAGAGCGAUGGGUAUGAACUACACCCCUCACACGACUCUCGACACAUGGCCUUGCUAUCGGGCGAACACGUGGGGGAUGGGGACUAUCCUGUGUUUUUCUCGCCUCGCAUGUCAAGAGCAGCAAGUCGUAUCACAAGUCGAGUGGGGUCUCGCGUCCCCAGCGCGCGUCAGAGUCGACGCGGCAGCCGCGUCGGCAGCCGAGUGGAUUUGAUGAUGUCUGCUGGAAAUAAGCCGCAAAGCGGGCGUCAGAGUUUCGAGGAGCUGGAAGAACACUUUAUCGAGCCCGACUUCAUCGAAGGCGAUGAAGAAUCUGACGGCGACGAGGAAGAAGUUGCACGACUAGCGCGGGAACGCGCAUCUGGGCUUGGAGGGUGGAUGGACAGACUCAUCGGGUGGACCUUGUUCGCUGUUGACGAAGACGGAGAAGGAUCAGACGAAGAGGAAGAGGAGGAUAACAUCGCGCCGAGGCUUGAGAGUAUGACCAAAGAUGAGCUAAAACUGCGACGAGAAGUUGAAGCGAAGAGACGGAAACUCGAGCGCGAGGCUAUCGUUGCUGCUUCGGCGCUCAGAGCACAGGAAACGAGCAGUAGCAGACCUAGCACGGGUGAUCCGCAACAAUCGCCUGUAAACGAAGAGGGCGGCGGAUGGCAGGAUGCGGCGUGGCUUUUGAGCGUUGCGUCCAAGGCUCUAUUGACAUGACGGGUUUGGAAAUCUUGUCCUACUUUUGCGAUUAGCAAGCGAAUCCUGAAUCACAUAGAAUCAUCAAGCUGAAGGCAUAUACAAAGAGUAGUAUCAUAUUGAUAAUUCAAUCUUAGCAC
This is a messenger RNA of Cucurbitaria berberidis CBS 394.84, 1531 nucleotides long. RefSeq lists its product as uncharacterized. Bases 144 to 1412 code for a protein of 422 amino acids. Lineage: Eukaryota; Fungi; Ascomycota; Dothideomycetes; Pleosporales; Cucurbitariaceae. The record is from RefSeq and is a predicted model, not a curated record. The transcript has a single exon.